Molecule: messenger RNA, 660 nt
Organism: Acanthosepion pharaonis
Lineage: Eukaryota; Metazoa; Mollusca; Cephalopoda; Sepiida; Sepiidae
Source: the annotation of a GenBank genome assembly
AUGUGCUCUGGUCAUUGGAGUUCGUUCUUGUUGCAGUUUAAAAGACAUUUUCUCUUUCUUUUUUGUUUUUCUCUUUAUUUUUAUUUUUCCUAUUCUUUUUUUCAUUCCUUCUUUCACUUUUUUCCAUCAUUCCCUGCAUUUAUCGUUCCUAAUAAUUAUUUUAUUAUCGUUUUUUGUUUUCUUUCCUUCAUCAAUUCUUUUUUCAUCCUUUUCUUUCUAAUCAGUGUUUAUCCAUAUAUUUUCUGUUUGUACUUUUUCUUUUUCAUUCCCUUUCAUUCCCUAACUUCCUUUCAUUAUCAUGUUUCAUUCUUUUUUUUCUUCAAUUAUUUCUUUCAUUUUUUAAUCUUGUUUUUUUUUUCUUUUGUUUUGUCGUUUUUCUUCUUUCCCUACAUUCCCCGCCCUUUCUUAUUGUCUCUCUUUCUUCUCCAUUUCCUCCUCCUCUCUCUCUCUCUCUCUCUCUCUCUUCUCCAGUUCCUCUUUUUCUCUCUCUUCUCCAUUUCGUCUUUUACUCUCUCUCUCUCUUCUCCAGUUCCUCUUUUCUCUCUUUUCCAUUUAUUAUUUCCCUCUCCCUCUUUUUCUCAUUAUUAUUCCCCCUCUUUCCCAUUUAUUCUUUCCGCUUUCAUUUCCUAUUCUUCCGCCUUUCCAUUGAUCUAUUGUUAA